GGAGCCGGACUUGAUUGGUACUUCGACUAAUACUGGACUUAUUUCCGUGUUCGUCGCAGGUCUAUCGAGUACACCUGACUGAGAAGUAAGGAAUUUACAAAGAGAUUUUUUUCAGCAGAGCAAAUUGCGACUUCUGAGAUAUUAUGCUCUUUAUUCUUGACUUCAGGAGCAUAAAAAGGCGAAAGGGGCAGCUGUCACUGUAAUUUUCACCGUCAUGUCCAAGGAAAGUUCAUCGAGGUUUUCUCGUCGACUGUCCCUAACGCAAAGAUACAGGCUACUGCUGUGUUUUACCAUCGCUGUAAUCAUUGUUUACCACUUUUCAAGACGUCAUCCUGAAGCGAGGAGAAUGAGCCGUGUGCAGGGUUUGAGGGACAACUCCUCGGAGUUCACUCUGGAGGGAAAGCCCUUCCGCGUCCUGGGAGGCUCCAUCCAUUACUUCCGUGUGCCCAGAGCCUACUGGGAGGACCGGCUGCUGAAGCUGAGGGCCUGUGGCCUCAACACUGUGACUACAUAUGUGCCGUGGAACCUGCAUGAGCCUGAGAGAGGAGUGUUCAACUUCCAGGAUCAGCUGGAUUUGGAAGGCUACCUCCGCCUAGCAGCCAGCUUAGGUCUCUGGGUGAUUCUGCGUCCAGGGCCGUACAUCUGUGCUGAGUGGGAUUUAGGGGGGCUGCCCAGUUGGCUCCUGCGGGAUAAAAACAUGAAGCUGAGAACAACCUACCCCGGUUUUACCGAUGCAGUCAACUCCUACUUUGAUCAGCUCAUCAAGAGAGUUGCUCCGCACCAGUACUCCAAAGGCGGCCCAAUCAUAGCAGCUCAAGUGGAGAAUGAAUACGGCGCCUAUGCUCAAGAUUCCCAAUACAUGUCUUUCAUAAAGGAGGCGUUACUGUCUAGGGGCGUCUCAGAGCUGCUGCUGACCUCAGACAACCGGGAAGGACUAAAGCUUGGAGGAGUGAAAGGAGCACUAGAAACCAUCAAUUUUCAGAGGCUGGACCCGGAGGCCAUCAAGUAUCUGGAUAGCAUACAACCUAAGAAGCCUAAGAUGGUUAUGGAGUACUGGUCUGGCUGGUUUGACCUUUGGGGGGAACUUCACCAUGUAUUCACUGCUGACGAUAUGGUGGCUGUGGUGGCUGAAAUCCUCAAACUGGACAUGUCAGUCAACCUCUACAUGUUCCAUGGAGGGACAAACUUCGGCUUCAUGAGUGGGGCGUUUGCUGUUGGAAUACCAGCACCUAAACCAAUGGUAACAAGCUAUGAUUACGAUGCUCCAUUAUCCGAGGCUGGGGAUUACACCACCAAGUACCAUCUUCUGAGGAAUUUAUUCAGACAGUACCGCACUGAGCCUCUCCCUGAAGUGCCCUCUCUUCGGGAAAGGAGAGCGUACCAGCCUGUUGUCAUCCAGCAGCACCUGUCACUGUGGGACAGCCUGCACUUCACUGACAAGCCUUUGAAGUCAGAACAGCCGGUGAACAUGGAGAAUCUCCCUGUCAACAAUAACAACGGUCAGUCGUAUGGUUACACGCUGUACGAGACCGUCAUCACCGGUGGAGGAACGCUCAACUCCAAGAACAACAUCAGAGACCGAGCGCUGGUUUUUGUGGACAAACAUUUUGUCGGUGUUCUGGAUUAUAAGACGCAAGAGCUUCCACUUCUCGAUGGAAAGGGAGAAAGAACUCUGAAUUUACUGGUGGAGAACUGUGGACGAGUGAAUUAUGGGAAAACCCUCAAUGAGCAGCGGAAAGGUCUUGUUGGAGAUAUCGAGUUGAACAAGAAGCCCCUCCGAGACUUCAUCAUUCAUAGUCUGGAUAUGAAGCCAGGCUUUGUAAACAGACUUCACAGCACAGGCCACUGGAGGUCCAUGCGGCAGAAACCUUCCUUCCCCGGGUUUUUCCAGAGCAGACUUUAUGUGGACGGUGUUCCCAGAGACACCUUCAUCAAACUCCCUGGCUGGACCAAAGGCGUUGUCUUCAUCAAUGGGAAGAAUCUGGGACGUUUCUGGUCAAUUGGUCCUCAGCAAACUCUCUAUGUCCCGGCACCCUGGCUUCACAAGGGGAACAACCAGGUCAUAGUGUUUGAAGAGCAAGAAACAGAUGGUAAGAUCCUCUUCGCCAGCAGCCCUGACUAUGGCAUGACCGUUGAUGUCCAGUGACGACCGGAGGUGAGAGCAAGAAAAGAUGGGAGUAUGAUGGGAGAAUAACCGCAGAAGACGGGACUGAGGUGACAGCUGUGAGUUGCAUCCAUUCAUGCCCUGAUCGUCGCCAGGGUUACACGGCACUCACAAGAGACUUACUUCACUGCACAUGACAUUUUGUGUCUUAUCAGAAAACACCAACACAGCAGUGAUCCACACUAAUCAAGCUCCUCACAGCAAUUUUUUAUGUCAUGCCUGCAUUACAAUUUGUGGAACCCCUUUUUUUAAUCCCUUUUUUAAUGGCUUUAUUGAGUUUUGAGGUCAAAAUUCAACUGUCGCCGCCUCACGUAAUAACAUUUUUAAUGUAACAGAAGAAUGUGGACAUUAACCCACACACACAUCUCGCUAAAGACCAAGAGACUGUGACAGAAUAAUGUUGCCGAUUAUAAAGUCAGACUUUUCAUUUAGAAAUUACAUCAAAGUUGUGUGAAAAGAACUCUGAAUAAAGACUGGUUUUACCUCUUUGUGCAUUCCCAAGGCUAUGGAACCAUAUGAACUGCUUCAUUUAUCCUGCACACUGAGAGUCUGAUAUACAGUAACACUGACUGCUUUUCAAAUUUACCUUCUUAUGAUAUGCUGGUGAGCUUGUGCAGAGAAGUCAACAUCAUAGAACAUAUUUGAGGCCUAUUUUUUGAGUCUAUCUGUUCUCUGCGGUGCACGUGACGGAUUUGGAUAUCACUGCAAUUCCCUCCUGUAAAGAUAUGCACUCAGAGUGUGAUGUAACUGUGAAAACUAAUCGGUGUGA
Myripristis murdjan (pinecone soldierfish) is the source of this 2933-nucleotide messenger RNA. RefSeq names its product beta-galactosidase-1-like protein 2. The record is from RefSeq and is a predicted model, not a curated record. The coding region runs from base 215 to 2146 and encodes 643 amino acids. The transcript is spliced from 19 exons. Gene Ontology annotation, biological process: carbohydrate metabolic process. Gene Ontology annotation, molecular function: beta-galactosidase activity. Lineage: Eukaryota; Metazoa; Chordata; Actinopteri; Holocentriformes; Holocentridae.